AUGUUUGAACCUUUUUUUUUUUGUUUAUUCACCCACAUCAACAACAACUACUACAUGUUAAGAAGAUUCCCAUUUCGCCAUUUUCAAAGAUGCCAGUCAAGUUUGACAGUGUUGAACUUCAACAAUAAGGAAAUCACUGUUUCCAUUAAUGAAAAACCAGUCACUUUCAAUAAUGUAUUCUUGCGUGACUCGUCGAGAUCGCCUGAUUCUGUUGAUCCUAUUUCUAGUCAGAAAUUAUUCACUACUGCUGAAGGUGCAACAAAUUUGUCCAUUAAUGGUCCACCUUCAGUGGAAAAUUCAAAGGAACCUUCGUUGAAAGUACAAUGGAAUAAUGAUGGUAAAAUCAUCGAUUCGUCAUACCCAGUAUCAUUCUUGGAGAGAUACUCCACUCCGUCUGGUCGUAGAAUUGAGAAAUUCUUCGAUGAAGAUAGAAAAUUGUGGGAUAAAAAUGAACUCGAAUCUAAUUUACCAUCAUUACAAAUAGACUAUAAAGAUAUUUUGAAUAAAGAAGAAUCAUUUUUCCAAGCUUUGUAUAAUUUAAACAGAUACGGGUUGACUUUUGUCAACAAUAUCCCACAACCAGAAUUGACAAACAUGACUGAAGAAAACUCCUAUCAAUGGCCCGUGUUUCAAAUUGCUAGCAAGUUUGGAUACAUCAAGAAAACAUUCUAUGGUACAUUAUUUGAUGUGAAAAAUCAAAAGGAGAAAGCAGUUAAUAUUGCUUAUACCAACACAUUUUUACCUUUACAUAUGGAUUUAUUGUAUUAUGAAUCGCCUCCAGGUUUACAAUUACUACAUGCCAUUCAAAACUCAACAUUGGGUGGUGAAAAUAUCUUUUGUGAUUCUUUCCUUGCUGCAGAACAUGUUCGUCAAGUUGAUCCUGAUGCAUACACUGCAUUAACAAAGAUUCCAAUCACUUAUCAUUAUGAUAAUAAUAAUGAGUAUUAUUAUUAUAAACGUCCAUUGAUUAUUGAAGAUGCAGAAAUCGGUGCUGGUUUUCCUAAAAUUUCUGCUAUUAAUUAUGCUCCACCUUUCCAAGGACCUUUAGAACAUGGUAUUGAAAAAUCAGAUCCUAAUUAUUCAAUGUUUGAUGACUUCAUCCGUGGAAUGAAAUUGUUUGAGACUUAUAUUAAUGAGCCAGAAAAUCAUUUCGAAAUCAAAAUGAAGGAAGGUUCAUGUGUGAUUUUUGAAAAUAGACGUGCUUUACAUUCAAGAAAUGAAUUUUCUGACCUGAACAACGGUGAUAGAUGGUUAAUGGGCACCUAUGUCGAUGGUGACAGUUUUAGAUCAAAACUACGUGUUGGAUACAGAAAAUUCUUAAUCAAUAAAAAUUAA
This is a messenger RNA of Candida tropicalis MYA-3404, 1335 nucleotides long. RefSeq lists its product as uncharacterized. Gene Ontology annotation, cellular component: mitochondrion. The record is from RefSeq and is a predicted model, not a curated record. Gene Ontology annotation, biological process: carnitine biosynthetic process. The transcript has a single exon. Gene Ontology annotation, molecular function: oxidoreductase activity. NCBI's taxonomy places the organism in Eukaryota, Fungi, Ascomycota, Pichiomycetes, Serinales, Debaryomycetaceae. Bases 1 to 1335 code for a protein of 444 amino acids.